AUGCCGAACCCCUUCGACCCAAAAACAGAUAAAUCCAGUGUAAACCCUCCGAAGGGUUACAAAUUACACCCCGACCAUGUUCACUUCCAAAAGUAUCUUCAGCCACAACACCCCAUUUGGAAGAAUGAGAAAUCACUUCGUUCUUUUCAAGCUGAGAUAGGGUUCUACCUCCAGCCCUGGUGGCAUGCAGAGCCGAAGUAUCUUCCUCAGCUUGCUGAAAAGCUAGGACUUCGGGAAGCUACCCCGAAACAAAUGAAGGAAGAGGGUAUUCGGGCGAUUACUAGAGGGUCACGAUGUUAUUCGGCGGAUGAGUCGGCCACAAAGCCAAACUGUCAUGUCCAGUUUUGUGUUUCGGCUUUCAAUUACACACAUCCCGAAGUGAAAUGUGUCAAUGUACCUGAUGGUCGACCAGUGUUUCUCAACCGUUGGGACGAAGGAAAGUUUCGUGUCUGUGUGCACUGUUAUAACUCCACAAAGCCCCCUCUCACCUGCUCCCUCAAGGGCAAGCCGACCAAUUUCCUUGUCGAAGAGUCCUCCGAAAGUGAAAAACGACCGAAAAAGUCAUCACAAGGUCAGGACAAGCCUGAGGACAGCUCGGAUUCUGAUUCGGACUCAUCGGACUCUGAACAUUCACCACAUCCCUCCCCUCCGAAACCUCGCCGGCCAGCCACCACAACACGCUCCACAAGAGCUUCGGCUCCCAAGAAAUCGGUUUCUCCCCCCCCUCCCGAAAAAGGAAAAGGAAAGGGAAAAGAAAAAGCUCCCCCUGCAGCUUCCACGGCGAUUGGGUUCUCAAAUGCGCCACUGCAGCAACCGGUAGGACCGAAGGACAAGCGUAGGACUGCUAGGGGAGGCACUGUCGCAGCUGGGGAUGCUGCAAAACCCGGUCCGAAAUGGGUUGUCAGACCUUCUCCGAAACCUCUCACCGAAGCGCCCACGUCUGCUAGAGAGCAACCUCGUUCGGAGGGAGAAACAGAACUGUCUUCUCCAGCUGGUCCUAUUCUUGUUCAAGAUUCCAGCUUGGGUCAAGAUGAUGGGGAAGAAGGACCUCAACCGGAACCAUCUACAGCCCGAAAUGAGAGGCCACGAUUCCCUCCCCGCCCUCCAAAAUUUGCCGAUGUUGUUCCCGAAAAGGAACCCUCCGAAACCGCCCCCCCCGUUUUCUCUGCAGGUUUGCCAGCUGGGGUUUCUCCGAUACUUGUCCGAAGUAGUCCUGUUCAUCCUCCUGUGAACAAGCGUGCCCUGGAGGAUGUAGAAGAGUCCCAGGCCGAACCGAAACGGGCUCGUCCGUUCUCCAUUGAACAAGGUCCUCCCCAGCCCGAAAUGGAUCUUACCUCCGAAAAGGUGCCCACAAUGUCCCCUGUUGGUCCUGUUCCUUCUCCUGCCGUAUCUGUUCGACAACAGGCCGUUCCCUCUGCUCUAGACCCAUUUAUAGCACAAACACAAUCGGUUUUGGGUGUUACAUUGCAAGAAUCACCAACAAUCCCUUCGCCUCACAAAGCUAAAAGUGUCACACCGGCCCCCUUCCCCAGCCCCUCCCCUGCUCCGAAAGCAGGCCCUCCUCCAAACCUUCAACCUGGGUCUUCUUCUCUCGUCUCUGGCCCUCCCCAAAUCUCCCCACUACCUACCUCACUGCAUACGUUUGCAGAGGUAAAGCAGUGGCUACAGCAGAAGCGCCUGGGUCGAUCAGGUGUGCAGAGUCUUCCUGGUCCAAACCCAUCAACCAAUGUUCCGAAACCCACGAUGGCUCCGAAGCCCAUAGUUCCUCCACUCUUUGCUUCCCAAUCGGCUCCCCCUCAGACUCCACCUCCCACUUCUCUCAUUCGUUCUCAUUCAGAAUUCGUUGGCUCUGGUCCCACAGCUUUGCCAGGUCAGAUACCCUCCAUUCCUGUCACUUCGGUCAAUGUGGUCAGUAAACUCCCUCAAAUGAACCCACCACUCCAGCCCGAAUUUCGGACCCAAAGGCCCACUGUCCCUUCCUUGGACCAGCCUGCACCCGAAAAGGUUGUCCCUUACAUCCCGGCUCCACCGUCUACCAUGCCCGAAGUUGAACAGUGUCUGCAUCGUAUGAGUGAGUUUCAAGAGACUCAGCUCAGUUUGAGGAGCAAUUCUCUUCCCGAAUGGUUGCUCAAGUUUCCGAAAUGA
This is a messenger RNA of Tremella mesenterica DSM 1558, 2145 nucleotides long. RefSeq lists its product as uncharacterized. The record is from RefSeq and is a predicted model, not a curated record. Lineage: Eukaryota; Fungi; Basidiomycota; Tremellomycetes; Tremellales; Tremellaceae. Bases 1 to 2145 code for a protein of 714 amino acids. The transcript is spliced from 3 exons.